GUCUAUAGUUGCGACUUGCGAUUUUAAAACUCUGUGACUCGAACCUCGAUUAACAAAUAAAUCCGAUCGCACUAUAAGCAAUAAUAAGAGAAGUGAUUAAGUGAUAGCUCCUAAGCUGUCAUCGGAAACAGUUUGAUAUUAAUAACCAAAUUUUCCCCGUUAAAUGUGAUUUGCACAACAUAAAAAGUGACUCGGGACACUUCAGGUGUCAGUCCACAUAAGAAAUGGACUCGUCAGCUGGACAGGAGAGAGCAGAGAAGCCAUGGGAUCAUCCAUGGACUACAGAUGAAAUGCGAGAGAAAAGAGGCGUCUGGAAUCUUGCCGGAGACGCUGGCCUUCUGCAGCAUCUGCAACAAUUUUCAGACAAGCUGAUGACAAAAGCAAACAAGACGCAGGAAGCCUUAAACUCGUUCAGUUCAGAGCUUGACGAAACAAUUAUUUUCAUAGAUAAUAUAACUAACACGUCACUAGCUCUGGCCAACACCCAAUUUAUCGAGAGUAGAGUCUGCGAGGAUGAAAUAGAAGCUGAACCACCGAAGGAACAACAGCUGGAGGUACCAAAAACUAAAGAACAGUUAGAUGCAGAACUGAUAGCAAGCAUAGGUGAGACUGUACGGCGUGGAAUCGCGAUAAUGGAAGAAAAAUACGAAACAUUGGAAGUCAUUGCUAGUGAUAGCGAAGAUGAAGGAGAGACUGCAAUUCCAAGCAUCAUAUUGAGACCAAAGGAUCCAUACCAGGAUCGUCCGUUGCCUUACGUAAUUGGCUCUGAAAAAUGGAAAAAUUCAAGUAAAAUAGGUUUGGAGACUAGCAGUAGCGACUCAGAGCACCAGGAGGAAGAUGAAUCUGAAAGUGAUUCAGACGAUGACACGGCUGUAAAUCCGAAACAAAUUAACAUGCACAAACCACGAAUAGCGAGACUGUCUUCGUCGUCAAGCGAAUCCAACGACUUUAAUGCAAUGAAUAAUGCGGUGCGAAACAUUGAUGAUAGGGGAUCCUAUGAUAACCAAGACAUAUUUGGUUCAGAUAAUGGAAGCUCCACAGCUGCAAAUAGUUUGCCCAAAAAUUCUAUCAGCGGAGCACCAAAUUUUGCAGAGGAAUUGGCUAAAAGGUUGGGGAACGUUAUUCCAACAGAAAAAUCUAUAAAUGCUCAAGUCAUCGAGGAACCCGUUGCAACUCAGCCUGAAGAUGAUCUCUUUACUCGUGAAGAUGAAGACUUGUUCGGUGCACCAUACAAAAAUUUAUUCACUGAACCAACGUCGUUAUUCUCUGAAAAAUCGCCUAACUCUUUGUGGGGCAACAAGCUUGAUGACCCCUUGCAAUCCUCCAUCAUUCCUUCAUCGCUUGAUGCACCACCGCCUAUCAGUGCUGUUGCAACCAAACCAAAAUCAGCAAUUGACGACCUAUUUGGUGAUGCGGAUUCAGAAGAUUCGGAUAGUCUAUUUUCGAGUAAACCAUCAACAAGCAAGCCCUAUAAACAACAAAAUUCACCAACAAACAGCCUUCGCACAGAAGAUAAACCAAAAAGUAAAAACUUAUUGUCCGUGAGUAGGAUCAUGGAAAAAAAAGGAAUGGCAACAAGUACGCCUGAAACAAAUGACAUGGUUAAUUCACUGUUUGGUGACGAACCAGAGGAUGAGGGAAAUCUUUUCAGCAGAGAAAGCAAUCGCAACGAUUGGACCGCAGCCAAGACGAGUAUUACAGACAAGAGUACUGGUUCGACACCCGCAGCAGCAUCCAACACCAGUAGUAAAAAGAAACCAGUGGGUGGAGUUUCUAUCCUUGGGCAGAUCGAUAUUCUUGCUUCAGAAAAGCUACGUCGGCAGCCGUCGAGUGAAUCCUGUAGCAGUCAGUCAUCAUCCGAUUUUGAAAUCCCACGCAGUAGAGCAACGAACACGAGAAAUGACGCCAAUUCGGUGAUAAAUAACGAUUCUAGUAAUGGGAGUCCGGUGAUGAUAUCUCGAAAUACAGAGAGUAGAGAAAGCAGCGGUAUCUCCUUGCAGCCACCGAGUGUGGAUGACGUUACAGCGGGCUCGAAUAUAAGCCCUAACUUCCAGCCGGCGAUGACGUCGACUUGGAAUAAGACCGGAGACAUGUAUCGAGAAAGGAUUGCUAGCGACAGCCUUUUCGCGGCAAAAACGCUCAGCCGUGACAGUGAGAAUUCACCGAACAAUGCCCGAAUCGAGGAAGCACCCGACCCAACGGAAGUUCAGAACUCCGAUAUUUUUCUUGAAAACGACGACAUCUUCGGCCCUCCACCGCUGCCAAAAGCCGGGUCGAAGACCGAGGGAAAAUCUAAGGUGGCCUCGUUGUUCGAUGACUUUGAUUCCGACGACGACCUUUUCUCCAACAUCAGCUCUGGAUCCCGCUCACAAAAAAGCACCGAUCUUCUCACGACAACGGCGUCGUCGCGACCUUCCAACAAACCCAAUAUCUUCAAGAAUAAAGGAUUGUUCGACGAGAAUGAGAACGAAAACGCGGAUGAACUCGGGAGUGGCAUUUCCGCUGGCAAAGACUCGUCGAAUGUGAAUUUAUUCGCUUCGAAAGUUGUCGAAGAAGCGUCGGUCGUCUCGAGCAAAGAUGAAGAAAAAUCGGAACAAGUCAGUAGCAAAGAGACUCGGCAGACCGCGACAGCCACGAACAUUGGUAGUAUAUUCGAUGAUCUGGAUGACCACGAUUUGUUCGCUCCUAGUUUUGGUAAGAAAAUAUCGGAGAGUCAGAGGAAAAUGGCACCGAGUUUGUUUGACGAUGGUGCGGAGGAUCUGUUCGCUGCACCGUCGCAAACUACGAGAAAAUUUGAUCGAAGUGAGUCGGAAGUGACUUCGUCCUUGAAGAAAAUUGAAGCCUCGUCAGAGACGGUGGUGAAAUCGGGGGCGAAGAUCGGAGGCCAGAUUAAAUCCAAAGUGAUGGAACAACUGGCGGCUAAGUUGGACGUGGCAAAGACCGUAGAGAAAACAGAUGUGGAGUCGAAGAGCGGAAGCGAAGCGCCAGUCGCUGGAGGUAACGUUGAACGGACGAUAAAUGCAGAAGAAGAGCAUUCCACGCUGAGUAAACACGUUGGGGAUGGUAUUUCCUCGAUAAAUAAAUCCAAGAAUCUCGCCACAAAGAUAUUGAACGAGAUUAAAACAGUUCAGAAGUCGAAACUUCUCGAAGCGGACGCGAAGCCUGGAAUCGCGAAGAAACCCGAGGUGUUUAAGAAAUUGAAUCAAAGAAUAGAUGUUGCCUCGUCGAAAUCGACGGAAAUCAGAUCUGAAAUCAUCGAGGGAACUAAAACGGUGUCGGAGGGAUCUUCGGUGAAAAGUUUCGAAUCCGAAACAAGAAUUUCCUCUUCGGAGGGAGAAAUGUCGUCGACAAUCUCCAAGUCUGAUAAUAUUUAUACCGAACAAGCAACGUCCUCGACGUCCUUCAAGUCGGAAGAAAUUUCCUCCAUUGAGGAAAAACGAGAACCUCCGAAAACACUGGAAAUACGAUCGGGUGAAAAACCGAACGCCGUUCAGCGUCGGGUUGUUUCGGGAAAAAUAAAGAAUUUGAUGGGGCGAAUGAGCGAUCUGAAAAUCUUGUCCCCGACCGACUCACCCCCGGUUUGGAGAAAGAACGAAGACAGAGUAGAAGAAGACGCGGACAAGGACAGCGCGGAUGGCAGCUGCUCGAGCACGUCAAGGAAGAAUCCUACACCUACACUGCCCGCAGACGAACCGUCCAAAGCUGUUCCACUCCUCUCGCCCACCGACCAAAAGGAAAUCGAGCCAGCCAUCAGCUUCGAUCAACCAGUCCAAGUCGAAACACUGAGCGUCACCGCGUCUAAGAGUCGAGUCCGGAUCCAGACGAAACGACGCCCUCAAAGUAGACACGCGCGUCAGAACGCUCUUCGCAAAAGCGGCAUCGAUUUCGACAGCGUAGACUUCGCAACCGAUAACAAUUCCGAAACAAAUCGAAACUUGUCUUCUAACAGUGAAAACAAUAAUCCGUCUAUUACGGAAAAAUCGGUGAACUUUGAAAAUAUCGUUAAUUCGAACAACGACAGGUUGACCACUUCUAGAGGCGUAAGCGAAAGUGUCAGCGUCAGAGUGACCGAUUCAAGCUCAUCCACGUUUCUCGACGAUCGCUCGGAGAUCAGUUUUAGCAAAGAAAGCACGUUGAGCAUGAACAAGAACACGCUUCUCUCGCCUUCUACCGACGAGGAAGACCUCUUUGACGUACCUCCGGAUCUCCCCGAGGAUCCGCCGAAAGAGGACAACCUUUUUGGCAGGGCCCCGAUUCUUUCGCCCGUCGAGUCCUUCGUGAAAGUUGAAAAAACCGCCAAACACGAAACCUCUAAAAGUAAGAACCGGACGCUUAGUGAGAAGGGAGAGACGGCCGUGUUCAGCGAUCAGUUCGAAUCGUCGUCAAAACAAGUCGUUACUAAUGAAUCUUCUUAUACCGAUACGAAAAAAGAAGAUGUUAAGAAACGGGAGAAACCGAUCACAGGCGAAGAGGUACGUGCGGUUAAAAAUACAUCAAUCAGAGAUGAAGAGUCUGCUGGUGAAGCGAACUCACGGGAUAAAUCUCAGGAUCAACAAGACUCGGGGGUCGAAAGCAAGGCGGAGUCUCGCGGGGUUAGAAAACAGGAAGAAAAGAAAAAGGAAUUAACCGAUCCACUCCGCGACGGUAAUCACGAUCCCCUGAAGGAUCCGAGCAAUUUAUUCCCAUUUGUAACGAAAACUCCGUCGCCCGAAAAGGGUAAGAAUCUGUUGUUUGAUGACGACGACGAUGGAUUGUUCUCGAGUAGUUCCUCAAAGGAAUCGGAACAUGGCAAAUUGAAAGUAACUGAUAAAAGUAGAACAACGUCGUCAACCACAAAAAAACAGAGCCUUGAUCUUUUCGCCGAGGAUUCGGAGGCAGACUUUUUUACCACGGCACUACCAAAGUCCGUUAGAAAACCCCACCAAGAAUCGAAAAUCGAUCUUUUUACCGACGACGAUAACCAGGACGAUGAUCUUUUUGGCGGCGCUAUGAAAAAGUUGGCCAACAAGUCUAGCUCAAAAUCAUCGCAGAGUGUUACUACGGAGGAGAAAAUCACCAAGACAGAAUCCUCUUCGAAGAGUCAAUCAAUAUUCAGUGAGAUCGGCAAGCAAAACACGUCAGGAAGCCAAAAAACUACAGGGGCAAAAGUGAAGACUGAAACUAAAAAUGCAACUACCACCUCCGGUAUAUUUUCCGAUGACGAUAGUGCCGAAAUAUUCACCAUCGGUAGUAAAACGAAGCCUGUAGAGAGAAUUUCCACCGGGAAUAAGAUCGCGAAAGAUAUUUUCGGCGAUCAGUCAAGUAGCGACGAGGACGUGUUUGCGCGAAAAAAGACUGUGAUUAAAAAACCAAUGACGUCUUCGGGGCUGUUCGACGACGACGACGACGAUAACGAGGGAGGCGUCGAUAUAUUUGGGAAAUCGACGACCUCAUAUGUCAGUCGAUCGGAGUCGGUUGAAAAACGCGGAGUGAUUAAAAGAGCAGGUACUAGGGAUUUGAGAAAAACUGCCGAAAAAAUUGUCGAGGACCCGUUAAGUAUGCUCCAAAAAGACUAAUCACUGCCUAUGUAAAACAUUUCAUGAAACGUGUAAAAUUUCGAUUUUGCACUCACUUUUCUUAUUCGUGAAUUAUUAUUUAUGUAUUGCGUUUCAAAAUUGCAUUCCUCUAAAAGUGAUAAAUUUAUGAAGUUUUUUUUUAUUCUUUACGGCUACACCCGAUCCUCGGAUUAUUCAAUGAAAUUGAACGAUUCCGCUUAGCACACGAUUUUGUACACAGUUACCUAUUGCUUAUCAAGCAAUUCUAGGUGAAGUGAUUAUUCUGAAUCAAUUUUCAUGUAAUAUCAAAAUCAUUAAAUGUCAGAACGAGGCUUGUAAAACUAUAUAUAUAUAUACAUAUAUAUAUAUAUAUCGACUGUAAAUACGUACCGAUCAAACAACCAACACUCAUACCGAAGUUGCGAUCUAUUUUGAAAGCUUUAACAGUCUGUAAGUAUCUCCUGUAAUCAUUUUAUCUCUACCUACAGUUCAAUUUACUUUUCUUUAACCACGUUGUGUAUAUUUGUAAUUUCUCUUUUAUUUAUAAAGAUUGAUUGCGGUUCAUCUUGGGGCUGGCAGUGCUUGAAAAUAUAACAAUUAUAAAUUAUUUGAACGUUUUUAUUGGGUGAGAAAGUAUUUAGAGAUGCCGUAAUAUACCCGGUUGGUUCCAAGUUCUCAACCAAUAAAUACCGCACGAUGUCCAUAGUAUAAAUAUAAUGAUUGUUUUUAAUAUACGUAAUGCCUUAAAGUGCUGUCAAAUAAUGCUCCUAAUAGGUACACUACGUGAGGACGAUAAUAUAGUUAUAGGCAAAGAUACAGAAAUGUAAAUGAAGUAAGAAGAAG
Molecule: messenger RNA, 6377 nt
Organism: Diprion similis
Lineage: Eukaryota; Metazoa; Arthropoda; Insecta; Hymenoptera; Diprionidae
Product: WASH complex subunit 2-like
Exons: 13
Coding region: 225-5555 (1776 amino acids)
Source: RefSeq, a predicted model, not a curated record